AAAUGCAAUCAUUGCCUCGCAGCAAUUCGUCAACGAAGCAUCCCAAACAGGAGAACUACCAUUAAGGAUUACAAACACUCGAGAAGGGAUUACACAUAUAAAAAAAAAAAAAAAAAAAAAAACACCAUGUUUGUCCACCAAGUGCUCGUGAGCUGCCUGAUCCUGGUGGCUUUGACCCAAGCCCGUCCUCAGUACGGCUACGAACAGCCCAGUUCGGACAUCUUCAUCGGCGGUGGAUCGGCGCCCGUUGGUGGUGUGGGCAUCGGUGGCUCCUCCGGUGGCGGUCUGGUUAGCAUCCAGCCACACCGUGGUGGCGACAAGUACCUGCCGCCGGCCAGCACCACCCUGGCGCCCAUCAUCAACAAGAAAUUCUAUCUGGUUUCCGCACCCGAGGAUCACAGCAACGAUGGCAAGGUGAAGCAUCUGGUCUUGGGACGUCCGCAGAAGAACUACCGCGUGGUGUUCAUCAAGGCUCCAGCCGGCGAUAAUGCCAACGUGAAGUAUUCCGCCGAGUUUGCGCCACAGGAGGAGAAGACCGUCAUCUAUGUGCUCAGCAAGAAGGAUAACGAUGUGGACGCCAGCGAUAUUGCCACGCCCGCACCCACGCAGCCCAGCAAGCCGGAGGUGUUCUUCAUCAAGUACAAGACCGACGACGAGGCCAAGCAGGCGCAGCAGGAGAUCCAGGGCCAGUACGACAAGCUGGGAGGCACCAACGAGUAUCAGGAGGACAACAAUGCCCCCAUCACCUCGGUGAUCGGCAGCCUCGAUGGCCUGAAUCCCGAUGGUAGCUACAACUACCGCCAGAUCGCCAACCGUCCACCAGCAGUGGUGCCCAACUCGCAGUAUCUGCCCAGUUUGCUGAAGCACUAGAGGAUGUCGGUGCAUCAGUAGAUCAUCUCUCCAUCAUCUAAAUCAGAAAACAAAACACCCAUUCUCGAACCCUGUUGUGUUGUAUAUUCUUAAGAACGCCCUCAAUAUUUUUUUGUAUUUUUUUUUUUGUUAUAUCGAACCGUUGUUAAUAAAAAGCUUAUAUU
Messenger RNA from Drosophila melanogaster (fruit fly), 1034 nucleotides. RefSeq names its product TweedleY (gene TwdlY). The record is from RefSeq and is marked reviewed. Bases 127 to 870 code for a protein of 247 amino acids. The transcript has a single exon. NCBI's taxonomy places the organism in Eukaryota, Metazoa, Arthropoda, Insecta, Diptera, Drosophilidae.